AUGGAGAAAACGUAUUCCCUAACUGCUCACUACGAUGAGUUCCAGGAAGUCAAGUAUGUCAGUAAAUACAACAGCAGUAGCACCCUCUCCAAUGGGUUCAACAUCCAGGUUAAUCCCAAAAAGCAAGCAAAGACCAUUCCUCGCUGGAGCAGAAGGGAGACCUGCCUAUUAUCUGGACUAGUCUUUGCCGCAGGACUAUGCAUCAUAUUGGGGUGCAUGUUGGUGCUAAAAUAUUUGUCACUGGAACAAGAUGGGCAAUGUCUGGACGGGUGUCAAGAAAGAAAAGCUUUCAUGAGGGCUUCCAAAUUUAUUAGCAACAAUAUAGACCCCACAAUAUCUCCCUGCAAUGACUUCUACUCCUUUGCCUGUGGGGGAUGGAUGAAAAAACAUAGGAUCCCAACAGACAAGCUCAUCUAUGGCACGAUUGCUGCUAUAGGUGAACAUAAUGAGGAGAAGCUGCAGCACUUGCUCCUACAACCUGUGCGAAGAAAGCACAGACAUUCUGCGGAAAGGAAAGCAAAGGAGUUCUUCAGAUCUUGCCUCAACAUGAGAGACAUUGACCGCCUGGGUGCCAAGCCCAUGCUGCAGGUUAUCGAGGACUGUGGAGGAUGGGACUUGCCAGAGAACCCAAGAACUAGGUGGGACUUUAAUGAACUUCUAUAUAAAACCCAAGCAAUCUACAGCACAGCAGCAUUCUUCUCGAUGACCGUCAACUUAGAUGACAAGAAUGCCUCCAGAUAUGUCAUCAGGGUAAGUGAUUUGUAG
This is a messenger RNA of Pelobates cultripes (western spadefoot toad), 765 nucleotides long. Lineage: Eukaryota; Metazoa; Chordata; Amphibia; Anura; Pelobatidae. The record is from the annotation of a GenBank genome assembly.